Molecule: messenger RNA, 2148 nt
Organism: Ziziphus jujuba (common jujube)
Lineage: Eukaryota; Viridiplantae; Streptophyta; Magnoliopsida; Rosales; Rhamnaceae
Exons: 4
Coding region: 286-2148 (620 amino acids)
Cellular component (GO): plasma membrane
Molecular function (GO): protein phosphatase regulator activity; protein phosphatase 1 binding
Source: RefSeq, a predicted model, not a curated record
CAUAUAUAAAUAUAUAUUUUUAAAUUACGAGGUUUAGCCAUCGAGAGUCUACACUGUAAACUUUUCUCAGUUUCUCUUCCCGGUGACAUAUGUAGCAAUCUUGUAUGCAUAUACAGAAUAACAGAGUCUCUUGCACGCAAUAUACACUGUUUAUUUUUUUGUUUUGACCCCCAUACAAGAAAAGAUGUUACUCAUCUAGUCCGAUUCUAAAUUUUACUUGGCCCAUUUUGGCACUCAAAUCCUUAAGAAAUAGAUCAGAGUAAGUAAGACCGACCAAGGAAGAAGAUGGACAAGACAGUUUUGGAAGCCGCAAAAUCAGGAGAUGAAAGCCUUAUUCAAGAACUAAAGGAACAUAAGAUUGAUCCUCACCAAGUCACAACCCAGAUUAUGAACACCAUUCUUCACAUUUCUGUGAGUUUCAAUCAAACGGGAGUUUCAAAAGGAGUUCUUCGCUUAUGUCCAUUUCUCCUUUACCAAGCAAAUUCUAAUGGCGACACUCCUUUGCAUAUAGCAGCAAAAGUUGGGAGCCUAGAAAUGGUUGAACUUCUUGUCAUGGGAGUAUCCAAUAAUGACAUGGAAAGCCAGUUACACGCUGAUCUUUUAAGGAUGAAGAACUUGAACCAAAGAGACACCGCUUUACAUGUUGCUGUGAAAAACGGCAACUUUGCUGUUGCAAAGCUGCUGAUGGAAAAAGAUGCAGGGCUGUUGGAUUUGGUGAAUGGAGCUAAUGAAUCUCCACUUUUCCUUGCUGUUGAAGGGUCUUUUCUAGACAUUGCACAACACAUUUUACAACAUUUUCCUUCAGCUCCUUGCUGUGGCUCCAAUGGAAUGAAUGCUUUGCAUGCUGCAGUGAUUCGUACCCAUCAUGGUCAAGUGUUUGAAUAUCGAGCUCCUGCCUUAUCUCUGGAGAAACUUAGGAGGCAGCUAAGUGGCUUUCUUUUGCGUGCAGGAGAUCAGUGCGUUCACACAGGAGAUAAGGCUUACCUCCAGCUAACACAAAUAGACAUAAUGAAGAAACUGCUUGAAAAUAGAAGAGAGCUUGCAGAAGAAAAAGAUGAAUUUGACUGGACUCCUCUUCACUGUGCAGCACAUCUUGGUCACGUUGGAGCAGCUCAACUUUUACUUUCAAAUUCUUCUACUUGCAUUGCAUACUUUCAGGACAAGGAAGGCAUGUCUGCUUUGCACAUUGCAGCCAUGGAAGGCCAUGUCAAUUUAAUGGAAGAAAUUUUGCAUCACUGUCCAGAUGCUUUUGACAUGGUUGACGAAAGAGGCUGGACUCCUCUUCAUGUAGCAGUUGCAAACAAAAAGCUUAGCGUGGUUCAGUAUAUACUGAAGAGUCCUUUUCUUAAGAACCUCAUCAAUGUAGCUGAUAAAGAAGGGAAUACUCCACUGCAUCUGGCUGCUGGAGGUGACAAGUACAGCAUUAUAAAAAUCCUUGCGGAUGAUAUCAUGGUUUUCAAGAAGGCUCAAAAUCUUAAUUUUCAAAAGCCUAUUGACUUGAUUCGAACUAAUCCGAAUAUGGGUGAACUUCGUAAGUCUUUGAUCGCAAAGAAGUUGGAGAAACAGGGCGGCCGACCAAGUCUGCGAUCACUUGUCCAUGGAAAGGAAUAUGGGAACGUAAUAAAGAAGAAAUUCAAAAACAUAGUGGGAUAUAAAAGAGCAACACAUGAUGAUCAUGAUCAGGCAGAAGAAGUUGGUCGUGAACAUCAGGACAAAGACAUGAAAUCUUAUAGACUGAAGAAUAUAUCCAGCAUUCAUCUACUGGUAGCGUCUCUUAUUGCAACAGUAACUUUCACAGCAGGUUUUACAAUGCCUGGAGGGUAUGAAGAUCAAGACCCUUUGAAAAAAGGCAUGGCAUUGUUAUCUAACCAGACAUCUUUCCAAUUGUUUGUGAUAGCAGAUUCCAUAGCCUUUUACUGCUCAUCUGCGUCGGUUUUCUUACAAUUUUGUGGUGCCGUAGAACAUGACUAUUAUCUUCUUUUGCGUUUUACGAGGGUUGCAGCAACUCUCACUUAUAUUUCUAGCCUUGGAAUGGUAGUGGCUUUUACUUCGGCAAUGUAUGCAGUUAUGCCGCACUCAAAGCUAGCCGAUUAUACUUUGGUUUCGGGCAUCUGCUGUGUAUUUGUAUAUAUCUUUGGGUUUUUGUAG